Molecule: messenger RNA, 2662 nt
Organism: Anthonomus grandis grandis
Lineage: Eukaryota; Metazoa; Arthropoda; Insecta; Coleoptera; Curculionidae
Gene: twisted
Product: protein O-mannosyl-transferase 2
Exons: 13
Coding region: 178-2259 (693 amino acids)
Biological process (GO): protein O-linked glycosylation via mannose
Cellular component (GO): membrane; endoplasmic reticulum
Molecular function (GO): dolichyl-phosphate-mannose-protein mannosyltransferase activity
Source: RefSeq, a predicted model, not a curated record
CGCUGUCGCUAUAUUUGUGUUCUGUGGCUUUGUAGGUCAUAUAACAGGAUGUCAACAGAAGACAUUUGAAAGUUUAAACUCUUGCAAACGUUGGUGCUUAAUAAAUAGAUAUUUAUUAAUCCACUCAGUUAUUAGUUUGGGUUAUUGAGAAAGUUAAAAUACUUCUUAUAAGGAAUUAUGGCUGAAAAAGCAAAACAUAUAGAGAAAAGUUACAGAAAUUCAUAUUUUGCAGUCGUGUUAUUACUAACAGCAGCAACAAGAUUUUAUAAAAUAGCUGAACCCGAUCAUGUUUGCUGGGAUGAGACCCAUUUUGGAAAAAUGGGCAGUUGGUACAUAAACAGAACAUUUUUUUUUGAUGUACACCCUCCUCUAGGAAAGAUGUUAAUUGGACUCUCAGGGUAUUUAACAGGUUAUGAUGGAACCUUUCCAUUUGAAAAGCCUGGGGAUAAAUAUGAAAAUACUAGUUACAUAGGUAUGAGGAUAUUUUGUGCAGGAAUGGGAUCUCUGAUUGUCCCUAUGACUUUCUUAAUAGUGGAUCAGAUGACUAACAGUCCAACAGCGGCACUGUUUUCUUCACUAUUAAUUUUGUUUGAUGUUGGUCUUAUUACACUUUCACAGUAUAUUCUUCUAGAUCCAAUUCUGCUUUGUUUUAUGACUGGAUCAAUUUUAGGAGCCAUUAAAGUCUCCUAUAAUAAGAACCCAGAAUUUUCCUUAAAAUGGUGGUUGUGGUUGGUAUUUACAGGAAUUAUGUUAGCCUGUUGCAGUUCUGUUAAGUUUGUUGGGCUGUUUGUUGUAGGAUUAAUUGGACUGGUGACCUUGGCUGAUUUGUGGGAAAUCUUAGGAGAUAUGGACAGACCUCUGAAUGACUCUUUAAAACACCUACUAGCAAGAGCUUUGUGUUUAAUUAUUCUGCCCAUAUUCCUUUAUACAACUUUCUUCUACAUCCACUUGAAGAUUUUGAAUAGAAGUGGAAAUGGUGACGGUUUUUAUAGCUCAGCCUUUCAGUCCCAACUUAUAGGAAAUAGUUUAUAUAAUGCCAGUAUGCCACAUCAGGUGGCCUAUGGGGCUAUUAUUACAUUGAAAAACCAUAGAACCGGAGGUGGUUAUUUACAUUCUCAUUUUCAUUUGUAUCCUGAAGGAAUUGGAGCAAGACAGCAACAAGUCACCACUUACACUCACAAAGACGAUAACAACAAAUGGCUUAUUAAAAAAUACAAUACUGAGAAGGUUGAUGGUGUGGAAAUAGUAAAAAGUGGAGAUUUAGUCCGAUUAGAGCAUAUUACUACCAGAAGAAAUUUACAUUCGCAUUCUGAACAGGCCCCCAUAACGAAAAAGCACUACCAGGUCACCGGUUACGGAGAAAAUGGUACUGGGGAUGCUAACGACAUCUGGAGAAUUUUAGUGCAAGGUGCAAAAGAUAAAACUAAAGUAACAGCAGUAACGAGUAAGCUAAAGUUUGUUCACUAUUUACAAUCCUGCGUAUUAUCUACCAGCGGUAAACAAUUGCCAAAAUGGGCCUAUGAACAGCAAGAGGUAUCUUGCAACCUAAACUUAAGAGACUCCAAUGCAUUAUGGAAUGUGGAGGAGAAUUUUUUUGAAAAAUUGCCAAACGUAAGCUUUGAAGUUUACGCGCCCAGUUUCCUAGAAAGAUUUCUGGAAUCUCACGCAGUUAUGUUUCAAGGCAAUGCUGGCCUUAAACCUAAAGAGGGUGAAGUCACAUCUAGACCAUGGCAGUGGCCCAUUAAUUACAAAGGUCAAUUUUUCUCAGGUUCGCAGUACCGAAUCUACCUGUUAGGUAAUCCAGUCAUAUGGUGGGCCAAUAUCUUUUUUAUGAUCAUGUUUUUGAUAAUGUUUCUGAUAAGUGCUAUUAAAUUACAAAGAGGUUACAUUAAAUCAUUUUCGGAGCCUCAGAAGCAAAAACUUAAGGCCUGCGCGUGGUUGUUUGCAGGCUGGCUACUCCAUUUUGUACCUUUCUGGGCCAUGGGAAGAGUCUUGUAUUUUCAUCAUUAUUUUCCUGCAUUGCUGUUCAGUUCGAUGAUAACUGGUAUUAUAAUCGACUAUCUUCUAGAAGAAUUGCCAAAACUCUACCGUUAUCAUUCGCAUACAAUAUACCACAUUACUUUUGGCAUAGUGCUCUCUGUAAUUGUAUACAGUUUUUAUUUAUUUGUUCCAUUGGCCUAUGGGAUGAGUGGACCUUCAGCAAGUGAAAAAAACUCUACCAUGUAUGGAUUAAAGUGGAUGAACUCUUGGGAAUUUUAAACAUUUCAUUUUAAUUUAUACUUUUACUUCAGCCAUAAAAAAUGUUGAUUAAAUAUGAAUUAUUUAAAAAAAAGUAUAACGUAGUUUGAGUAGAAAAAACAUUACGAAUAUGAACAUAUCUAUAUUUUAAUAUACCUACUUAUAUUGUAAUAAUUGACGAUGGCUAAUUAAAAGUGAUUUCGAAAUUCGCUUGAUAAAAUUUUAUAUCAAUAAAUAUUACAACCUUCUCAAGUAAAAAAAUAGGUUAAAUCUAAUUUCAGUUUCAAGUAAUUUUGAUAAUCCCUUAAACUUUACAAACAUUUUUAAUUAAUUUUUCGUAAUCUUCUACUGCUUUCCUUGUUAUUAAUAAUUUAAACAAUAAUGAAAAUUGCUAAAUAAAUCUUUUUAAGAAUUUAAGCAAAUA